CUAUCUGGAGCUUCAUCAUGGUGGAGCCCAGUGCCUCCGGCGUGUUCUGCAGCCGGAUGCUGAGCAUGGUCAAUUCCGAGGACGUCAACGCCAUCAUCCAGGCUCAGCGGCACAUGCUGGACCGCUUUGAGAAGACCAACGAAAUGCUGAUCAACUUCAACGGCCUGUCCAACGUGCGACUGCAGCAGAUGAAUGAGCGCUUCUUGCUCCACACGCGUACCCUCGUCGAGAUGAAGAAAGAUUUGGACAGCGUCUUCCGACGGAUUAGGACGCUCAAGGGGAAGAUUGGCAAGCAGUACCCAGAGGCUUUCAGUAACAUCCAUGAGUCACCCAUCCCGGAGAACGACGACAAUGAUGACUUGGACCCGGCGCCACCAAGUGGAGCCGCCACCAUCACCAUGGCCACCUCAGGCCAGAGCUCAGAUUUCUGCGACUCCAGUCCUGACGUUGUUUCGCCCGCUGCCAGCAGAUGUUCUGAAGAGCUCUCCCAAGAAGCGCCCGACACACCCGUUUCGGACACCGGACUGCAUCGGACGGCUGGACUGCAGGAUGAGGGCCCAGACUCUGUUUCGGCUGAGUAGCUUCACGUUACACGUAGAUGGACUCAACUUCAAUAUUUUUUUUUAAAUACAGUGGUAAGUUAACUUACCACUUUCGAGUUAUGUUAGUUUUUGAGUUAUGAGUCGCUUGAACGAAGUGGGGGAACAAAUGGAGCAGUUACAGUACUGUAAUGCCCUUGCAUGUGGGCAAGGAGAGCGACAGUCGCAGAUGCACUUUAAGCAGUUCAGUGAACGGGACACAUGGUCAAACACACAAAUGGAAAAUGAGAACACUUGCAAGGAUCUGCAGAAGGCCACAGCUGAGACCCAGUAGCUUGCACGCAGGCAAAAAUUAACCAACUCCAGCUCUUGAUGCCACUCACGUGGCCACACCCUCUAGAGACAUGCAUCAUGUUUGUUGUUCAGCAUUUGCAAAUUUGUAGCUUUUUGGGAGGCUUGGGGUGGGGGGUGGGGGCAUAAUGACAACAGUCCAACUCAAAACCGGAAGGCCGGAACUGGCAUUUGAAUCCAGAACCAUGGCACUGCGCGUUAGACACGCUCACCAGUAGCACACCAUUCUUAGUUCUCUUUAUUUGAAAUUUAUUAGGUACUAUUUACAAGUCAAGCUUUCAGUGUCAAAACCAUUGUUAUUAUUAUGAAUCAUCAUUGACGAUCACAAGUACGCCAAUAUGCGAUGCAUGUGCAAUUGUGUCUUCAGUAAAUGGUCCACUUUA
Molecule: messenger RNA, 1273 nt
Organism: Hippocampus zosterae (dwarf seahorse)
Lineage: Eukaryota; Metazoa; Chordata; Actinopteri; Syngnathiformes; Syngnathidae
Gene: kxd1
Product: KxDL motif containing 1
Exons: 4
Coding region: 18-581 (187 amino acids)
Biological process (GO): lysosome localization
Cellular component (GO): BORC complex
Source: RefSeq, a predicted model, not a curated record